AUGGCUCCUAAGUUAAAGGCUCCUGUCCCGCAGCACCUGCGCCGUGGUGCCGGCACUAAAUCGCCUAAGGGCUAUACCUUCAAGAAUGGCAACAAGCUCUGCACCUACUGCUCGAAGGGUCACCGCGACUACAUUAAGAUCGACAUGCGGCGUUACGGUCGCGCCAUAGACAGGAUCGCUGAGGCUGUCACCGAGUGGACUGAGUCUGCCGCGGGCAACACAGCGCGUUCGCAGGAGGAUCGUAAGAAGCGCGCUGCCUCGAUCCGCCAGAGCAUGAGAGCCACCAAGGCCCGCAUGCAUCGCGAGCGCACCACGCGUAAUCCCGUCGGCAAGGACCAGUCCCUCUUCCGUAACCAGAUCCUAGUGGAGAUUUCCGAUUACCUGCGUGACAUUUCCGAGAGCCUUCGCUACGCACACGAGGUGGAUCGUGACGACGAGCUGGUAGAUAAUAUGAGGGAGCUGACUGACCUACAGUCCUGGGAGGCUGAAGAGGCGGCUACUGCUGCUGAGGACAGUAAUAAAGACGAUAAGGAUGAUGAGGAUGAUAAGGAUGAUGAGGAUGAUGCAGGCGAUGAUGCGUAG
Aplosporella prunicola CBS 121167 is the source of this 582-nucleotide messenger RNA. RefSeq lists its product as uncharacterized. The record is from RefSeq and is a predicted model, not a curated record. The coding region runs from base 1 to 582 and encodes 193 amino acids. NCBI's taxonomy places the organism in Eukaryota, Fungi, Ascomycota, Dothideomycetes, Botryosphaeriales, Aplosporellaceae. The transcript has 4 exons.